AGCUGGAUGGGGGAAGUGGCGGAUCCGGUUUGUCAAGGGCGGAUCUGGAAUCGGGGUUGGUGGAGGGAAUGUGGGGUGCCGGGUAGGUUGCGGUGACUGCGGCAGUAUGGUGGGUCCGGAGAAGGAGCAGAGUUGGAUCCCCAAGAUCUUCAAGAAGAAGACGUGCACGACAUUCAUCGUUGACCUCACAGAUCCGGGAGGGACUUUGUGCCAGUGUGGGCGUCCCCGGAGUGCCCAUCUGUCAGUGGCUGUGGAGGAUGCAUUCGGGGCAGCGGUGGUGACCGUUUGGGACAGUGACUUGCACACCACAGAGAAGCCCACCGACGCCUAUGGAGACCUGGACUUCCUGGGCGCCGGCCGCAAGGCCAGCAAUUUCCUUCGGCUCUCUGACCGCACGGAUCCAGCUACAGUUUAUAAUCUGGUCACGCGCACAUGGGGCUUCCGGGCCCCGAACCUGGUGGUUUCAGUGUUGGGGGGGUCGGGGGGCCCCAUCCUCCAGACCUGGCUGCAGGACCUAUUGCGAAGCGGGCUGGUGCGGGCCGCCCAGAGCACAGGGGCCUGGAUUGUCACUGGGGGACUCCACACAGGCAUUGGCCGGCAUGUUGGUGUAGCUGUGCGAGACCACCAGACAGCCAGCACUGGGGGCACCAAGGUGGUGGCCAUGGGUGUGGCCCCCUGGGGUGUGGUUCGCAAUAGAGAGGCCCUCACCAACCCCAAGGGCUCUUUCCCUGCACGUUACCGGUGGCGUGGUGACCCGGAGGAUGGGGUCCAGUUUCCUCUGGACUACAACUACUCAGCCUUCUUCCUGGUGGAUGACGGCACCCACCGCCGCUUGGGUGGUGAGAACCGCUUCCGUCUGCGCUUUGAGUCCUAUAUAGCCCAGCAGAAGACGGGCGUGGGAGGGACUGGAAUUGACAUCCCUGUCCUCCUUCUCCUGAUCGAUGGCGAUGAGAAGAUGUUGAAGCGGAUAGAGGAUGCCACGCAGGCUCAGCUCCCCUGCCUCCUGGUGGCUGGGUCUGGGGGAGCUGCGGACUGCCUGGCAGAGAUCCUGGAAGACACUCUGGCUCCAGGGAGUGGAGGGGGCAGGCGAGGUGAAGCCCGAGAUCGGAUUAGGCGUUUCUUCCCUAAAGGGGACCCCGAGGUCCUGCAGGCCCAGGUGGAGAGGAUCAUGACCCGGAAGGAGCUGCUCACAGUCUACUCAUCUGAGGAUGGCCCUGAGGAAUUUGAGACCAUUGUUUUGAGGGCCCUUGUCAAGGCCUGUGGGAGCUCUGAGGCCUCAGCUUACCUGGACGAGUUGCGUUUGGCUGUGGUUUGGAACCGCGUGGACAUUGCCCAGAGUGAACUCUUCCGGGGUGACAUCCAAUGGCGGUCCGUCCACCUGGAGGCCUCCCUCAUGGACGCCCUGCUGAAUGACCGGCAUGAGUUUGUCCGCUUGCUCAUCUCCCAUGGCCUCAGCCUGGGCCACUUCUUGACCCCAACACGCCUGGCCCAGCUCUACAGCGCAGCGCCUCCCAACUCGCUCAUCCGCAGCCUUCUGGACCAGGUGUCCCACGGCUCGGGCACAAAAACCCCAGCCCUUAAACCCUCUGCGGAGCCCCGACCCCCUGACGUGGGGCAAUUGCUUCUGAUGCUGCUGGGGGAGAUGUGUGCGCCGAGGUACCACACCUGGGUUGCUGGGGAUCCACACCACGACCUUGGCUGCAGGGAGCGCCACCCGGGCGGGGAGAGUACCUGUCUGCUCUCUGUCAGGGCCGCCUCUGAACACAUGCUGGACGCUGUCCUCGGACAGACCCCCUGGAGUGACCUGUUCCUCUGGGCACUGCUACUGAACAGGGCUCAGAUGGCCUUGUACUUCUGGGAGAUAGGCUCCAAUGCCGUGGCCUCAGCUCUUGGGGCCUGUUUGUUGCUCCGAGUGCUGGCACGCCUGGAAUCUGAGGCUGAGGAGGCAGCACGGAGGAAGGACCUGGCAACCAAGUUUGAAGGGCUGGGUGUUGACCUCUUUGGCGAAUGCUAUCGCAACAGUGAGGACCGGGCUGCCCGCUUACUCCUCCGACGGUGCCCAUUCUGGGGGGACGCCACCUGCUUCCAGCUUGCCAUGCAGGCUGAUGCCCGUGCCUUCUUUGCUCAGGAUGGGGUACAGUCUCUGCUGACACAGAAGUGGUGGGGGGAGAUGGACAGCACCACCCCCAUCUGGGCCCUGGUUCUCGCCUUCUUUUGCCCUCCUCUCAUCUACACCGACCUCAUCACCUUCAGGAGGCCAGAUGAGGAGUCCACACAGAAGGACCUGGCAUUUGACAUGGAUGGGGGACUCAAUGGGGAGGGGCCUGCCAGGCCAGCAGACCCCGCUGAGAAGAUGCCCUUGGGGGUGAUGAGUCAGUCCAGCCGUGGGAGGUGUUCCCCACGUGUGAGCCGCUGGCCACAGUUCUGGGGGGCACCAGUGACGGCCUUCAUGGGCAACGUGGUCAGCUACCUCCUUUUCCUGCUGCUCUUCGCCCGGGUGCUGCUCAUUGACUUCCAGCCCACGCCACCUGGUGCCCUGGAGCUGCUGCUGUAUUUCUGGGCCUUCACCCUGCUCUGCGAGGAGUUCCGCCAAGGCCUAGGGGGCGACUGGGGCAGCCUGGCCACUGGGGGUCGCGGGCCAGGUGCCUCCCAGGCCCCGCUGCGCCACCGGCUGCACCUCUACCUCACGGAUACCUGGAACCAGUGCGACCUAGUGGCCCUCGCCUGCUUCCUCCUGGGCGUGGGCUGCCGGCUGAUUCCAGGUCUAUAUGAACUAGGCCGCACUGUCUUCUGCCUCGACUUCAUGGUCUUCACGCUGCGCCUAUUGCACAUCUUCACGGUCAACAAACAGUUGGGACCCAAGAUCGUCAUCGUGAACAAGAUGAUGAAGGACGUAUUCUUCUUCCUCUUCUUCCUCGGGGUGUGGCUGGUUGCCUACGGGGUGGCCACGGAGGGGCUCCUUAGGCCCCAGGAUCAGGACCUCCCGAAAAUCCUGCGCCGCGUCUUCUACCGGCCCUACCUUCAGAUCUUUGGGCAAAUCCCUCAGGAGGACAUGGACGUGGCCCUCAUGGAGCAUGUCAACUGUUCAUCGGAGCUGGGCUUCUGGGCACGCCCAUCCGGACCCCAAGCGGGCGCCUGCGUCUCACUUUAUGCCAACUGGCUGGUGGUGCUCCUCCUCGUCAUCUUCCUGCUCGUGGCCAACAUCGUGCUGGUCAAUCUGCUCAUUGCCAUGUUCAGCUACACCUUUGGCAAAGUACAGGGCAACAGCGACCUCUAUUGGAAGGCGCAGCGCUACAGCCUCAUCCGGGAAUUUCACUCUAGGCCUGUGCUGGCCCCACCCCUCAUCAUCAUCUCGCACGUGCACCUUCUCAUCCGGGGAUUGAGCAAGCGCAGGGCCCGCUCGCCAUCCUCCCCGGGCAACCAGCAUUUUCGGGUCCACCUCCCUAAGGAAACUGAGAGGGAGCUGUUGACGUGGGAGUCGGUGCGGAAGGAGAAUUUCCUGCUGGCGCGCGCGAGGGACAAGCGGGAAAGCGACUCGGAGCGUCUGAAGCGCACUUCGCAGAAGGUGGACACGGCGUUGAAGCAGAUAAGACAGAUACGCGAGUACGAGCAGCGUCUGAAAGGACUGGAGCAAGAGGUGCAGCACUGUAGCCGUGUCCUGGGCUGGGUGGCCGAAGCCCUGAGCCGUUCUGCGUUGCUUCCCCCAGGGAGCCCCCCACCUCCAACACAUCCUGGGCCCAAAGACUGAGCCCUGCUGAUGGACUGCAAGGAGGAACCCCCAUGGGGAGUGUUUGCUCCCAGAGUAAGGCCUAACUGGUCCUGAACCCCUGCACCUACCUGGUGGCCUUGUCCUUGAGGUGGGCCCCACUCCAUGGGCUACCACCUACCUGGGCUGCUGCGUAUUGGGAUCACCGCAGGGAGUGUCAUCCAUGCUAACCACAGAAGGGCCAGCCCCUCCCAGAAUCAGCUCCACUCCAGGAGGAUCAGCCUCUAGAGCCACAGCCCGCUGUGCGGGAGAAGGCAGCAGGGUCCUGGGGGUACAGGGACCACAGACUCCACUUGCUGCUCCCCACACUGGGGAAAUAAAGCCAUUUGAGAGGAGUAGGGUCCGGAUGCU
Messenger RNA from Rhinolophus ferrumequinum (greater horseshoe bat), 4117 nucleotides. RefSeq names its product transient receptor potential cation channel subfamily M member 4 (gene TRPM4). Gene Ontology annotation, biological process: calcium ion transmembrane transport. Gene Ontology annotation, cellular component: membrane. The record is from RefSeq and is a predicted model, not a curated record. Gene Ontology annotation, molecular function: ligand-gated calcium channel activity; calcium-activated cation channel activity. The coding region runs from base 107 to 3748 and encodes 1213 amino acids. The transcript has 25 exons. NCBI's taxonomy places the organism in Eukaryota, Metazoa, Chordata, Mammalia, Chiroptera, Rhinolophidae.